This is a messenger RNA of Diaporthe amygdali, 1113 nucleotides long. RefSeq lists its product as uncharacterized. The record is from RefSeq and is a predicted model, not a curated record. Lineage: Eukaryota; Fungi; Ascomycota; Sordariomycetes; Diaporthales; Diaporthaceae. The coding region runs from base 1 to 1113 and encodes 370 amino acids. The transcript has a single exon.
AUGGCAGAGACAUUCCACGUGUUCUCAGACCUUCCCAAGGAGCUGCGGCUCAAGAUCUGGGAGCAGGCCAUGAUCGAAGAUCGCCCCAAUCGACGCAUCCUCCUCUACCAGGGUCGUGUCGUGCCCUUCAAGCAAUUCAUUAGCCCGCUACUUCUCGUCAACCAGGAGUCUCGAAAGUGCGCCAAAGCCUUCUACAAUGUCAAGCUCGACAUCUACGCUGUUCCUCCAGUCCGUCAGGACCAGGUCGAAUGUCUGGAAAAGGACAAGCACUGGGGCCAGACCAAAGGCUUCGAACGGGCUGUGGACGGAAUCAUCCGGGGCUACACGGACAAGUAUGUCGUCUAUCGAUAUGAAGAUGAGUUGGAAGUCUACGAAUACGAAAGGCCCCCCUGGAGCGACCGAGACUUCAUGGACCUUGAAGAGUAUGAGGAAGGAUUUCGAGUUGACUUGAAGAGACACUGGUCUCUCUUUGUGUGGCGGAAGCUAUGUGUCCUCGGAGCAAGUUCCGUUGGCGAGGUCCAGGAGUCGGCGUCCAGCACCGGUGUAUUCUACAUCAGUCCGGAGCAUGAUAUAUUUAUUGACGACUACGACUGCGGAGUACACUUCUGCAUUGAGAAUGCUUCAAAGAUCCUGGGGACAGACUUUCCCUUUCUCCAAGAAGUAGCCUGCCGCCACGUAUCUGCAAAGUUAUCCGCCGCUACGCGUCACAGAGUCUCCACCCUUGCACUCGUCAGGCUUGGAAACAUAUGUGAUGCAGAGCAUUGUGUCUUCGCCGAAUUCAAAUCCUUCAAAUUUGACCUCGACUUUGAUAAAUUGAAUCGCUACCGGUCCUGGGCUUAUCGAAGAGAUUGGAAAAAGAAAGCCUUUCCGCGUGUUCGCUCAUACUUCGUUUUGAGGAAGUCUGACCUCGAUCCAUUUUCCAACUUUCUGGCAGAACUGACAGAUUCGAACAACAUCAGGCUUUCUCAGUGCCUUGAAUCAUGGGAGUCAGAGUACGAAGGUGGUAGAGGAAAGCACAGUCUGUAUUUAAGACCCAAAAAGGGCGGACCAUUUGGUACAGAACCGGCGGAUUGGGUGCGCGAUCUCAUGGCACAUUGGCAAGUCAGCACUUGA